Messenger RNA from Schistocerca nitens (vagrant locust), 8689 nucleotides. Its product is annotated as centrosomal protein of 162 kDa-like. Gene Ontology annotation, cellular component: centrosome; axonemal microtubule; centriole. Gene Ontology annotation, biological process: cilium assembly. The transcript is spliced from 15 exons. Bases 81 to 4241 code for a protein of 1386 amino acids. NCBI's taxonomy places the organism in Eukaryota, Metazoa, Arthropoda, Insecta, Orthoptera, Acrididae. The record is from RefSeq and is a predicted model, not a curated record.
GUAGAUUAGUAAUUUUAGUAUAGAAUGGUUGUAGUUUGUGUUUUUGUAUAUUGUUGAGAAAGUAAUUGACGCGGUUACAAAUGUCUGACUUUGAGGAGCAAUUCCAGGCGUUCCUGCGUGAGCCACUGUCGUCAGAGGAAUCAUCAGGAGCAGGACCGAGCACAAAGGAAGAUGUUCAGCCAGCUCAAGCAAAUCGAAAAAUUUUCUGGAUGAAGACCAGAGCACUUGAAGAUGUGGAAGGAAAGGACUACAGUGAUGGAGAGAGGGAAAAGCAGAAGGCAGAACAGCAGGAAGGAGAUAUGUCAGGUGACCUGGUGAGGCCAAACAUCCGGCUCAAGGUGCCAGGCUCGGAGGCUGCAGCAGGGGCCGAGGCGGCUGGGGCCCGCACUACGCUGCAGCUGAACCUGGACCUCCUUCCGCACUCACCAGAGGCGUCCUCCUCCACAGCAGACUUUGUCAGGAAGGAGCAAAUGUUCCAGGAGCGAGGAGGGGGAGGAGGAGAGGACGAAGACGGAGAAGACAAUGUGGAAGCUGCGGAGGCGGACGGAGAUGAGACGGAUGAGGAGAUCAGCAGCAUCCUCGAGGAGAUGAGCCGCUUGGCCAGCAGCAGUGGGCUCUCGCAUGAAGCUGGAAUGGAAGACAGAAGUGUGGAAGAAAUUUUGAAAGAGGCAGAAGAAGUUGUCCGUGAGAGCUCUCAGACAUUUGAGCAGCUUGCUCAUGCAUCAUCAAGAACUAGCUUCAAGUCUCUCACAUCAGACUCGGAGAGUUGUGAAGUUGUGCCUUCAGAUAUUUCUUCACCAUCGAGUCACAGUGCUAGUAGGUCAAGAGAACAUUCUAAGAAAGUUUCUCAGAUUCCCUCCAGUAAGAAUACUUUUAAUGAAUUUAGACAGCCCUCUGUGAUAUCUUCAAAAUCCUUUAUGUCAGAUAUUUCUUCCUUAUCUGAAAGUAAUGAAAAAGUUGACAGCAGAUUAAAGAAAACUGUUAGUAUGCCUUCAGAUGUACAUUCUUCAGUUUCCCUUGGUCCCACCAAGGUAACUGGAUUACCAGACAGAUCUGAUACUGAAAAGUAUGAUGCCUUAAAGCGGACCACAGUUUCUUCUAGUUUUGGUACAAGUGAAAAAAAUUUACCUGUUACAGCUUUACUACAUUAUGACAAAUUCAAUAGCCAUGCUGCAGGAGUUAAUAAAAGUGAGGAUUUUAGGAAAGAAGAGCCUGCAAUUACACAAGAAAAAUCUCUUAUUGACACUGGUCAAAGUGCCACAGGGAAACUGUCACCACAGGGCAAGAAAAUCGAUAGAAGUGUCAGUUUCCAAAGUAUGUCAUCACACCGUGAAAAACCUGGAGCAAAAAAAUGGCAUAAAAGUAACGAAAAAGACAGUGAUAAGCCAAGUGCGAAAAAAUCGUUUGGUUUUCAUCAGAACAGAAAUGCUGGCCAAAGUAGUUCAAAAUCUGUUGUUACUUCAGGUGCUAAACGGAACAGUACUGCAAAAUCCAGUGAAAGCAGAGAUUCCACUAAAGAGAUGAGAGAGGAAAGUAUUCACAAGAGCAUCACUGUUAGUAGAGUAAUGCCACGUGAAAAGGAUGUUGAUCCAUCUGCAGCAGGUUCUAGAGGCAAGCAACUGAAAAGGGACAGCAGCGCCAGUAGUGUAUCAGAUAAAAUAAGGCAAAUAGUGAAUGACGUGGUGCGCACUGAGGUGGAGAGUGCAGUGAGCGAGGUGAAUACAAAAGUUCCAGGAAAGGGCAGUGAAAGUAAUGCCAGCAAUGGAGCCAGCAGCUGGAGAACAGAGUACAUCCGUGGACUGGAGAGGAAGUACUUGUCAGAUGUCUCGGAAGAGAGUACAAUAUCACAGCCGUCGGAACAGGACAAGAGGCCUACACAGGGUGCGAAAGUGACAGACGAAUCUCUCAGGAAAGAGACACUGAUGCUCCUCACGCUAGAGAAACAGCUUCAAGAGGAGAAGGAAAAGUGUCAAAGGCUACAAGCUGAGUUGGCUUCAGGGGAGAAAGAGCACAAGAAACAAUUAAGUGCAAUGACAAAACAGUAUGAGAAGGAAGUCCUGGAACUGAAAAAGGAAAUAUGCGUCCUGCGAGCAAAGAUAUCAGGGAUGGAGGCUGCAGCUCCUGCUCCCAACUCUGAGCAGAGUGUGCAGAGAGCAGAUGUGAGGGUGGCAUUGAUGGAGGAGGAAAUGCAGCGCCAGGAGCAAAUAAUCGUCAACUACCAGCGCGACAAUGAGCGCCUGUGCCAGGAGCUCAAGCAGCUGCAGGAUAAGUUAAAGACAAAAGAGGCAGGUUCAGCGGCAAGUAAGGGUCCAGCAACAGGUGAUGUGGAAAGACGAAAGCUUGAAGAUGAGCUGCGUGAGGCUCGAGAAGCUGCUAUUGCUGCAAGAGUGCAAAUGGAUGCAUUGAGGGCAGGGAAGAGGGACCUAGAAAGCACAGUCCGUGACCUCAGGGCAUCACUGGCCGAGACAAAGUCUGAAUUGGAGAGGCAGCGGCGACGUGCAACCUACGGCACGGGAGGCGGAGCUGCUGCUGGUGGCAAGCCACUGCGGUCCCCCAAGUCCCCCACCACUGCCACCAGGACUGUCAGGCAAAAUGCACAGGACUCAUCUCGUAUAGAAGAACUGGAACGCGAGUCACGUUCUUUACGGCGAGAACUGGCACUGGCCCAGGAAGAGGCGAAGAAAGUGCAGGCAGCCGCAGAGCGGGAGAGGACGGAGGCAGCUCUGCAGAGAAAUGCCCUGGAGGCGAGUGUGGGAGAGCUGAGCGAGGCCCUCAGCAAGGAGCGAGCACGUGCCAAUGCCGUCGAGAGGGACUCCCGCAACCAAGCGGCCCAGCUGCAGGACAUGACACGCCAGGUGCACGAGCUGGAGCAUAUCCUAAAAAGGAACCCUGUGGCAGCACAGGAGGCAGGCAUUCUGCCAAAAGGUUCUCCAGAAUUCUCGCCACGCGUUAAACACCUGGAAAACAGGCUGCAGCAGCUUGAACAACAGCUUAACGAGAAGGAGCAGCAGCACAGAGCUGCAAUAGCAGAUGCCGAGAAGCAGCGUCAGGAACUGAAGUCGCAGUACGAGGAGCAGGUGUCUGACUUGGAGCUACAGCUGCACACAGUGAAACUGCGGCAGCAGCAUGGGGUUUCCCCAGCGUCUACGGCCCCAGCUGCUCCUUCUGCAGCUGCCCCUGCCUCAGCCACCUCACAGGCUCCCACGCCGACACCCACACCCACUCCCACCCCUGCCCCAGCUCCCACAAACCCGUCCAAGGUGCUGCGGCCGCGAUCUGCCCCCACCACAGUAGACGCGCACCUGCUGGCGACGGUGCGUGGCCUGCAGCAGGAGCUGACAGCGCGCGAAGCGGAGGCGCGCAAGCUGGCGCGCGAGCUCGAGGAGAUGCGGCGGGUCAACCGCCGGCUGCAGAAGGAGAGGGAGCGACACCUGCAGCAACAGCAGCAGCACCAGCAGCAGCAGCACGUCCACACUGCCUCGAAAGGGGAACAAAGAGGGGACAGUCAAAACUGCGCAGCUAGCAGUUCGUCCAGCAGCAGCUUGAGGCAGCGCGGCGGCUCAGGCGACCAGCUGGAUGCAAUGCGCAGGCUGGAGGAGGAGAACAGGGUGCUGCACCAGGAGUUCGCUGUUCUCAAGGCAGACUUCGAGCAGCUGAAAGUGAAGCGUUUGCAGGAUCUGAGUGUGCUUCAAGAGCACCACACGGAGGAGCUGCGCAAAGCACGGGACGAGGGUGCCCGCUAUGGCACGGAUGCCCAGGUGGCAGAACUCCAGGGCCAGCUGGCCACCCAGCAGCUAGUCAUAGAGCACCUGCAGGAGAAGCUCAAGGAGCUUGAUCUGUGUCAGGAGCAAAUAGUAGUUCUGAAGACUGAACGGGACCAUUUGGAGAACAGUGUCGUGGAACUCCGUAAGAAGAUGUCUGUUCUCCAGACUGACAAUGACCCGGACCAUAUGAAGCUUGCAUCCCUCCAGUCACAACUGCUGACACUGGAGCAGCGGCACGAGGCACGCGAACAGCGCUUGCAGACAGUGGUGGCCAGUUUGCUGGAGAGGAACGCAGACCAGAGGCGCAGAUUGGCGGGGCUGCACGGUGAUGAGGAUGCGGAUGCCUUGCGGCGCCGCCUGCUGGAGAAGAACCGCCAGCUCGCCGAAUACCGUGCUGAGAUGGACCACAUCCUAGCUGCUCUGCGCCAGUUCUACCAGCAGCAUGGUGAUGCACCCAAUUUUGUUAGCAAAUCGUAGUCUCUUCCUACGUUGCUACUCUUUGUGGGCGUGCAGGUGACAUACUGACUGAAGCUUUUGUUGUGCUUUAAGAUGACCACAUGCAGUUGCACACUACUCACAGUCCAGAUACAGCUACUUUGUGUGCUGCUUUACACACUAUUUGUACCGUGGUGUUGAUUGUAGAGCAGUGAGGGCCUCGUCUUUAGUUGUAGUGUUUGUAAAAUCUUGUGUCACAACUCAGGGCCAGAAAUUUGCUUUGGCAAAGACAAGAAUAUGCAAGUGUAGAAACAUGUUGCUACUCUUGGGUUAUUGCUGCUGUGAGUGAAAAUGGAACUAAGAGACAAAGAUAUAUUUAUUAUUUUUUGUAGUGUUGUAACAUGUAGGAAACCCAUCAUUGUUAAAUAACGCUGCAUAUCCGUGCUAUUAUUGUUUUAGAAUGCUAGAAUAUUUUCAGAACAGAGUGCUAGAGAUGAAGAGGAGACACGUCUGUUGUGUAAAGCAGUGUGUAAAAAUGUGGGUGGCUUGACAGAGUUACAGUAAACUGCAGAACUCAAAGAAGUUGAAAAAGGUGCCUUUUUUUUGUAACUUGAUAUUCAUCAGAAAGUAGUUCUUUUCUAAGAAGUGUGCACAAUGACUGAUGUGGCGGAAGCUGGUCUCACAUUUAUCUGCGUUACACUCUCCUUCCCUACUUCUUUAAGUGAAUUAAAGAAUUUAGAAUUUCAUUAGGAAACAAAGGUAAAUGGGGAGUGCUUUCGAAAUAUAGGCCACCUCUUGCAUUGUAGUGACGUAAAGACAAGAAAAUUGCAUGGGAUACGCCAGUGCUCUUGUCAGAAGAGACUGGUUGUGUCCUAAAUGGCAUUGUCUGAAAGAGUUAUUUUGUUAGUGGCUGAAAUAUUUAUGCAAUGACCAAAGUUCCGCAGAUAGUUUGCAGUGGAGCCUUGUUCCAUGAAAAACCCUGCAAAUCAUUGAAAAUUUUCGGACAAAAUAGCCAGUCUUAAUUGUGAUGAAGAAAAUGUAAAGGCUUUCAGCAUUUUGAUAUGUUCAAGUCUUGUUAAGUUUCAUUGCCAGAUUCUGCAGUUCAUGUGUUAAUUUGUGGACUGGACUAAGAAGUGUGACAUUUUUCCAGUAUAUCUUAAGAGCAAUUUGUGUUUGAUGUGCACCUUUGAAACACUCACUGCAUUAUUUGUGCUUCAUCUCUAGCUUUUGUCUUUAGAUCCAUGUCUGACAGCCUAAUGAUGUUAGGCCAUUAGAUUGCGUCCAUGAUGUGCAGACGGUAAUGUUUAAUUGGAAUUCUAUGUCCAUUACCAUAUAUUUGUGGUAUAUAAAUGUGCACUGCUGCAACUAGUUUCAUGUAUUUGGAAAACAUAAAGUGAAGGUUUCUAUAAAGAGCAUCAUCUUCCUGCCUGUAUACGAGAAUACGUAAUUAAUGUUUGCAAAUUGUCAGCUGUGUUGAACUGUAUGGGCUUCAUUGUACAUUAAUGAGUAUUGAAAUUGUUUCUGAGAAAAGAAAAAAAUAUUCCAACACGUAAAAGCAGUCACUUGUGUAACUAAGGUUAUUCAAUUACUGAAGGUGACAUUAGUAUGCACCUUGGGACUCAUGUGUCUGCCUUCACAGUUUUCUGAUGAUUGUUCAUCAUUCCCGUCCUUCAGUCUCCGUCAGUGCGACUAGUUGUAGAGUAAUAUAUGUAACCUACUGCUGUGCUGCAGCCCUGCAGGUUCAGUGUUAAGGAUCUGCAGAACUUGCAUUUAUUAGAAGAUUAGGGUGUCCAUAUACAGCUGUUACUGCCAUAAAAUAAAUAGAUCAGAAAGUAGAUAUUUGAUGUGUCAUAUGUUUGAGUUCUAUUGUAUUGUGUUAAAACAUGCAGUUUAUGUCUUUGACUAAUUUACAAGAAGUUCUUUAGUCCUUGUUCAUGUGCAUAUAAAUUAAUAGUAUUGAAGGUUUGUAUUACAUUUAUUUUGUCAUAUUGACAACAACUAAAAUUUUGCUCUUAAACUUAUUCAACUUCCACCUUAUGUGACUUAGUUACUUUGGCAAAUAACUUAUUGAUUCAAUAGUCUUCUGUGUAUGUGGGCCCAUAGCCAUUGUAAAUUGCUUCAGGGAAGUCAUUGUCCAGCAUACGCUGUUUUUAUUUUUGAGGAAAAAAAUAUUAUUUCAUGUUUUUUUGCUGUUAACCAGUGUUGCCCCCUUGGGCAUUUUCAAGCUACUUGCACAUAUGUGAAGCCCAUCUGUAACAUGAUGAAAUGCAACCCUUGUGCAGAUCUUUGUCACAAGCAUCAGCCACACCAAAUCUACUGGUUCACAUUUGAAAUAAAACUGCACGUGAAAUGGUCAACAUCUGAAAAUUAAAUGGCACGUGUGUCAGUGAAUUUAAUUGUAUGCUUUUGUACAGUUAAAUUUGCUGAUAUGAAUGACAUUUGAUGUUUAGAUGUUCAUUACGUCAUGUGCAUUUUUUUAAUAGGAACCAACGGAUUUAUUGUGGUUGAUGCUGGUAUGGCAACAAAGACCUACAUGAGGGUUCCAUUUCAUCAUGUAACCGACGGAAUUCACAUAUGUGUAAACAGCUUGAAAAUGCCCAAGGGAGCAAAAUGAUCCAAUAGCGAAAAAUCAUGAAAUAAAAUGUUAAUUUCAAAAAUAAAAACAGCCUACGCAGGACAUUUGCUUCCAUUAAGUAACUUAUUGGUUGUUUUGCAUUGUUCCUAAAAACCUACACCUUAUGUCUUUCUUCUUAGAUACUGUACACAAGAUUUCAGAGGUAAUGUUCCUUGUAAUUCAUGUGCUUGUUUAUUUGUAUUGUCAUUAUGAUGCAUUAACAAUCAAAUCUGUAUGCAGCCUCUGUUUGUGUAAUUCUAUAAAUUCAUAAAAAGUGGUAACUUGUGCAACUACAAAGAAUCUCAUGUAAAAAGUCUUAUUCAAGUGAAUUCAACUAAUUCUUUUCUUAAAAAAGAAAUUAAUGUAACUUAUGUAUUAUGGAAAAUGUACUUUUAGUAUUUUCACGUAAAUCCAUAAUGUGUAACCCACACCAUUUUUCUCUAACGUCCUAUUGCGUAUUCUGCUUGUUUGCGAAUCCACUUCUUUCUUAUAACCAUCUACUAAUAGUAGGUAUGAAAUUAUAGAUGAGGUGGCUAAGAUGUGUUUGACAAGUGCAAGAUUGUGAAAAGUGUAAUCACUGUUUGAGAUUGUUGGCUUGGCUAAUUUUUUGUUGGGUACCACUCCCCUGAUAUAUGGAUAUUGUUGUUCACAUUAAAUCCCCUUAGAACCUUCACCCCUUGUGCUAAAAUCUAAUAGGGUAGUACAAGGUGCCAUUCUUUUCCCACCUUUGUUGACAAUACUGAAAGAAAGAAAAAACUUACUUUCCAAUAUUUCCCAGUUAAUCCUUCAUCAGAAGGGUAUCUUUGAGUUUGUGCAAUGUACAAGAAGGGGAAGUACAGGGUAAAUAUGAAUUGUGGUGGCACUUGGGGAAGUACCUUCCAAAGAGAAUAACGUCCAUUUGUUGUAAUAUGCACACACUUAAAUAUUGGAGUUGAUAAAUCUUGGAAAAAAAAGAAUAUUUUCAUAUAUUGUGAUUUUGUUACAAAAAAUUUUACAGUCAUUUAUGAGAGUAUAAAUUUCGGCAAGUGUUGGGUCACUGAGUAAUGUAACUCCAUCUCAAAAAGUCAGCUGCAUCAUAUAGCAAAAUACCAUUAUAUAGGAUUGCUGUUUCAAAAGACACUUAAAAUUUCUUAAUAUUUUUUGAUAAAUUUAGGUAUGUGAGAAAGCAAUAGUGUUGAAAUGGAAAAAAGCAAGCCUUCCAAAUUUCCUGUUUCUAGCACACACAUUUAUUAGAUUUGGUGGAAUCUCAUCCACAGCUUUUUUUUGUAAUUAAUAUUGAUUUUGCUUUCAGAAAUUGGUAAUAAUCAAGAGCUUUUCAGUGAAGAAUCAGCAGAUAGAAGGCCUGCAACUGUGGAAAUACUUAUGUGUUACAUGAUUAUGUGUAUUUGUUGUGCCAGUACUGCCAUGUUAUAUGGGAAGUACUGAAUGAGCAGUAAAGUAGUGAUUUAUACAAAUUCUCUGGUUUACAACAUCACAUUUUAUGGCAUGUUCGUGUGUGUUUGUCACUUGUAUGCUUAAAAGUAUAUAAUUAUUUCAUAAAUAUAGUCAGUGAUAGCAUCAGUUCAUUGUUGUACAUGCUUACUGGUACCAUUGUAUAAUACAACGAUGUGGAAAACUUUAGGGAAAAACCUCAACACGAACACUAUCUUCUCCUUCAUUUAAGCCAAUAUUUAUAUUGUAAGGUAAAUGAUUUGAUACAUGUCCUUAGUUCUUUUUGUUUUGUUCAGACAGAAAUGUGACUCAUGACAAAGAGUAUAAAGGUCGUACUGAAGCUGUAAUGGGGAGCUGAUAAUUUUUUUUUCUUUUUUGUUCAUUUGUCUUUGUGUUCUCACAUUACCUUAAUGAACUAUUUUGUAAUAUUUUGCUUAAUUACUUG